AUGGCCAGUACAACUCAUACAGCUAAACCGAUUACAAUUGAUCUUCGCAAAUAUAAGGAAAGAGAAAAUCGAAAAGGUGAUACACCAUUAAAUGUUCAACAUAUAUCAACAAAUUCAGGAGGUUCAAGUGGUUCAUUACCAAAACGAUAUCAAAGUGUUUUUACUGAAGGUACACCAUUAACAUCAUUUGGUCUUAAAAAUGAUGAUAAUUAUACACGUUCACAUUCUCCUCCAAAUCAUAUUCAACCACAAAUUCAUCAACGACCACUUAAACCUGUCAAAGAAUUUCUUUCGACAUAUACAACUCAAGAUCAACACAUAGAUGAUCGACGACGUUCAUCUUCUCAAACAAAUAGUUAUAUUCGUUCUCAAACAGAAGCAACUGUACAAAAUGUUAAUGUUGCUUUAACAAAAACAUUAAAUAAAUUACGUCCAGAACCAUUAAAUAAUGGUCCAACAACAAAUAUUCGUUCAAGUCCAAUAUAUUCUGGAUCAUCAUCAACUCGACCAAUGACAGCUCGUGUAACAACACAUCAAAAUACAGGUACAACAACAACAUCAUCGAAUUAUUAUUAUCAAUUAUCUUCUAAUACAAAAGGUCCAUUACCAGCUGAACUUCUAACACGACGAUCAACAAGUUCAUUUGCAACAAAUAUAUUACCUAAUAAUACAACACAUAAUAGAAUUUCAACUGGAUCUGGUCCAAUUAUAAUACAUCAAUCAACAACAGCAAUUAAAAGUGAUAUUAAAUCUAAUGAUAAUACAAAUAAUAGAAUAUCAACACCAUUACGUAUUCCAACUAAAAAUGUUGACAUUGGUUUACAUCAAUUAGAUGGAUUUAAUUUUGAUAAUGUUACUUUAGAUGAACAUAAUGAUAAAUCAAAAACAGGUAAAUAUGAAACAAAUCAACAAACAAUAACAAAAAUAACAUCUCGUAAACAAUCAUUAGCUCCACGUCCUCCAACUACUGAUAGUCAACAUCGUACAUUACCUGAAGUUAGUGUUAAUCCUCAAAUUCAAAGUACUUUACAACAAAAUACUGAUCAAUUACCAUAUUUACAUGAACCUAUUCAAAAUGUUGAAAAAUAUUCAAAUCAUCAUCAUCAUCAUCAUAUUCAAGUUGAACCAACAAAUACAAUAAAACGAAUAUCAUCUACAACAAAAUCUCAACAAAUAGUUGAUGUUCAACCAACAAUUAUUGUUCAACAUCAACGACCAACAUCAUCAACAUCAAGACCUAAUUCAGCAGCUAAUUUAAUUCAACCACCACCAUCAACAACAACAACUAAAGAUCCACUUAAUGAAGCUUAUAUUGAACGAGAUAAUAAUCGACCACAAAUAUUAACUGUUGAAACUAUUAAUAAUAAUGAUAGUACAUCAACACUUAAACAAUAUGAAAAUAAACAAGAAAGAAUUUCAAAUUUACCUAAUUCAUUAACACCACCACCAUCACCAUCAAAUAAAGAAUCAAAUCGUCUAUGGAGAAAACAACGAAAUAAAUAUUCAAUAAAACCAAAUCCAACAAAUAUAAUUAAUCGAAAAAUUUCAAAAACUAAUCGACCACCAGCUAGACUUAAAAAUUAUGAUUCAGAUUCAGAUUCAGAAACAACUGCUACUGAAACUCAAAAUCGUCGUCAUGCUCCUCUACCAAGUGAUCUUGGUAGUGAUGCUUGGUCAGAUUUAACAAGUGAAUUUAGUGAUACGAAAUUACGUAAACAUCCAAAUAUUCGUACAUCAACACCAAAUAUAACUCGAUAUAGUUCAAGUUUAAGUUCAAAAGAAGUUGGACAAAUACGAAAACAAUUAACUGAUCUUCAAAUAAUGUAUAAUGAUUUAUUAAAAUUACUUGAUAUUGAUAUUGAAUCAGUAAGAAGUAGUAUUAAAUCAAGUACUUCAUCACAAGCUGAACGUACUGGACGAAAACAUCGUUUUAGAAAAGUAAUGCCUAUUAUGUCAAUGCAUCAUUCAAAUAAUGAUAUGAAAGAAAUAAAUCAACGUUUUACAAGAGUUGAAUCAUCAAUAGUAACAUUAGCUGAAUCAAUAGCUAAAUUAUCAGCACAAAUUCAAAUGCAACGUGUUAUUAAAGAUGAUGUUUAUAAUUUACGUCAAGAAGUAGCUGAACUUCGUCAACAAGUUUAUCAUCAAUAUCCUCGACAACAAUGUUCAACACCUGCUGGUGGACGAACAUCAUCAAUGUCAACAACAUCUCAACAACAAUCACGUUUAAUAACAGCUAAUGUUCAACGUCUUGCUGCUGUUAAUAGUACUAAUCCAUUAAAUAUUUCAACAUCUUAUAUGCCAUCAACAUCAACCAUUUUACGUUCAAAUUCAAUUAUUGAUCCAAGACAAGCACGAAAAAUUGAACAAUUUUUUGGUGCUGAAGCAAUGCUUCGUUAUUUUCUUAGUUUAUUAAAUUAUGAAGAAUAUGUUUCUGUACUUGAACAAGAAAAAAUUGGUUUUUAUGAAUUACCAUAUAUAAGUGAAAGAAAAUUACAAACACUUGGUAUACCAUAUGGACCUUGUGCUAGAAUUAUUUAUGAAGCACAACAAUAUUUUAUUUCACUUUUAACACUUAAAUCCAAUGGAAUUGAUCCAUUACAAAAACGAACACCAAGUCAAACUGAUAUAGCAGAAUUUAAAGAUUUAACAAAACGAGAUGCUUUAACAAGACUUAAAAAAUCAUUAAAUAAACUUGUAUUAACAAAUCAAUCUCAAUCUCAAAAAAAUACUCAAGUAGAACUUGAUGAAUAUGAACAAUUAUUUAAUCGUUAUUUACUUGAUAAUGAUCAAUCAUCAAUUGAUUGGCAAGAUAUAUUACCACCACCCGAAGAUACAAUAAUUUCAUAUAAAAAAUUACUUGAAGUUAAUAUUGAUGAUGCAAAAGAAUUAUUAAAUAAAUUAAUUGUUGUUAAAUUAAAUGGUGGUCUUGGUACAACAAUGGGUUGUCAAGGACCAAAAAGUGUUAUUUCUGUACGAAAUGAUCUUACUUUUCUUGAUUUAACUAUUCAACAACUUGAACAAUUAAAUCGUGCUUAUGGUUGUGAUGUCCCAUUAGUUUUAAUGAAUUCAUUUAAUACACAUGAAGAAACCGAAAAAAUUCUUCAAAAAUAUAGUCAUGUUUCAGUUAAAAUUUAUACUUUUAAUCAAUCAAAAUAUCCACGUCUUGAUCGUGAAACAUUAUUACCAGUAGCAAAAAGUAUUGAAGGUUCAGAUAAUUCAUGUUGGUAUCCACCUGGUCAUGGUGAUAUAUAUCAAUCAUUUUAUCAAUCUGGUUUACUUGAUCAAUUUAUUGAACAAGGAAAAGAAUAUAUGUUUUUAAGUAAUAUUGAUAAUCUUGGAGCAACUGUUGAUUUAUAUAUUCUUAAAUAUUUAUUAAAUGAUAAAAUAAAACAUGAAUUUAUAAUGGAAGUAACUGAUAAAACACGAGCUGAUAUUAAAGGUGGAACUUUAAUUCAAUAUCAAGGAAAAUUACGUUUACUUGAAAUAGCUCAAGUACCCAAAGAAAAUGUUGAUGAAUUUAAAAGUGUUAGUAAAUUUCGAAUAUUUAAUACAAAUAAUUUAUGGGUAAAUCUUCCAGCUAUUAAACGUAUUAUUGAAGAUAAAACAUUACAAAUGGAAAUAAUUGUUAAUCAUAAAACAAUGGAUGAUGGUCUUAAUGUAAUUCAAUUAGAAACGGCUAGUGGAGCUGCUAUACAAAGUUUUGAAGGAGCACAAGGUAUUAAUGUUCCACGUCGUCGUUUUCUUCCAGUUAAAACAACAUCAGAUCUUUUAUUGGUUAUGUCAAAUUUAUUUACACUUAAUCGUGGAAAUUUAGUUAUGAAUGCUCAACGUUCAUUUCCAGCAGUACCUUUGGUUAAACUUGGAACAAGUUUUAUUAAAGUUAAAGAUUUUCUAUCUCGAUUUCAAAGUAUACCGGAUUGUCUUGAACUUGAUAGUUUAACUGUAUCUGGUGAUGUUACUUUUGGUAAAAGUGUUUCAUUACGUGGUACUGUUAUAAUAAUAGCUAAUCAUGGUGAUCGUAUUGAUAUUCCAACCGGUGCUAUACUUGAAAAUAAAAUUGUUUCUGGCAAUUUACGUAUUCUUGACCAUUAA
This is a messenger RNA of Rotaria sp. Silwood1, 4092 nucleotides long. Lineage: Eukaryota; Metazoa; Rotifera; Eurotatoria; Philodinida; Philodinidae. The record is from the annotation of a GenBank genome assembly.